UUUAUUCUCGUGCAGCUUCAAGCUGAUGAUUUCCGUACGUCACCAGGAAGCGCCGUCCAUACUUUAUUGAAGUUUUCUCGCACAUACAACCGACAGUUAGAAAUGAAUUCAAGUGCCUCCAAUAGCUACAUUUUUAAGAUGUUUUGAUACAUAAAAUAAGCCAUUUGAGAUGGAUGACAUCCACCUACACUACAGGUUCUUGAACUGGAGACGGAGAAUCAGAGAGAUUCGCGAAGUUCGAGCUGUACGCUUCCAGGAGCGAUACAAACGUAUGCUUAAAGAUGGAGACACACUCAGUUAUCAUGGGAACUCGGAUGAAGUUGGCUGCUAUAUGGCUCCUAGACCACUAUCAAAAGGAAACUGUUACUUUGAGGUGACCAUAAUGGACACUGGAGUAAGAGGUACGAUUGCAGUUGGCCUUGUCCCUCAGUUCUACAAGCUUGACCACCAGCCCGGCUGGCUCCCACAUUCGGUUGCAUACCAUGCUGAUGAUGGCAAGCUCUACAAUGGAAACCCAGUAGGACAGCAGUUUGGUCCAAAGUGUAACCGCGGAGACCGUAUUGGCUGUGGGAUAUAUGCAGACACUGUAGAUGCUGGCCUUACGACUGUUUUCUUUACCAAGAAUGGGAAAGAGGUAGGUUCGGUGGUGGUACCUGUGGCACCAGACGGACUCUUCCCGGCCAUCGGCAUGCAUUCCCUGGGAGAAGAGGUGCGGUUGGACCUGCAGGCUGAGUGGGGGCAGGAGGAGGAUGACAGUGUGAUGAUGGUGGACAGCCAUGAAGACGAGUGGGGCCGCCUCUAUGAUGUGCGGUCCAGCGGAACGCUUCUGGAGUAUGUAGGGAAAGGCAAGAGCAUCAUGGAUGUGGGAUUGGCCCAAGCCCGCCAGCCUCUCACCACACGUAGUCACUACUUUGAGGUGGAAAUUGUGGAUGCAGGCGACAAAUGCUAUAUUGCACUUGGACUGGCACGCAGAGACUACCCCAAGAAUAGGCACCCUGGUUGGAGUCGAGGAUCCGUGGCAUACCAUGCAGAUGACGGCAAGAUCUUCCAUGGAAGUGGGGUAGGGGACCCUUUUGGACCACGCUGUUUUGAGGGAGACAUCAUGGGCUGUGGAAUCAUGUUCCCACGAGACUACAGCUCGGACUGGGAAGAUGAGUUGGAUGAGUGGGAGGCACUGGAGGUUCGGCCCAAGCAGGGCCGUGUGCAGAACUUUGUGUACCUGAAUGAUGAAGACGAGGAGGAGGAUGGCGAUGACCCUGAGCAGGAUCAGGAAGGCAGGAAGGUCAUGGUGUUCUUCACCCGCAACGGCAAGAUCAUCGGGCGACGGGAGGUGGUGGUGCCCACGGGCGGCUUCUACCCAACCAUCGGGAUGCUCAGCAGCGGAGAGAAGGUCAAGGUGGACCUGCAUCCCCUCAGCGGCUGAGAGGAGUGGGAGGGAUGCGCCAGACAGAACAUGGAGGGAGGAAAAGAGCAUCCGCAUAUCAAGCUAUCAGUUCAAAUAUAUGCUUCGACCAGUUCACCAUUGCAGUCGUCACGAUUUUAGUUUAAACUUACUGCAGUGAAAAAAGGGGAACCAUCUGGAUUUGAUGAGCUCAGCAGUACAGGAUGUAUUGGUACUGGUCAUACACUUUUUCUUUCUUUACUUUAUCAUUAUAUUGCUUCUUAAACAAGCCUUUCGCUUGAAGUCAUUUUGGCAGAGGCUCGGAGACAACCAGGAGAGAGCCAGGAGAAAAACCGCAAACGGCACGAGUCCUCAUCUCUCCAUGUCCGUUAUGUCUCCACUCUGGGAAGAGGCGCUUCAUGUUCGGCUCAGGGCCUUUGGCCUGGUGUGUGUUUGCACCGUGACACUUUCCUGCCUUCCCUCAGCCCGAGGCAACGCAUACAGAUAAUCAGGUGGUUAGAUUCAGGUCUGAAAACAUACUGUACGUCAUGUCAAGUUGGCCCGCACUUAAAGGCUUUGAUCUGAUUUUGAUUCAUAUAAAUUAUAAUAUAAACUGUUCAGGAAAACAAAUAAAUAAAUGCAAAAUAUACUUAAAUAUAAUUAAUAAUAAAAAAAAACAAUCCUGUAUUUUUUAUGAAUGUAUAUCAUUUGCAUAUGUAACUCCCUCUUUGCCAAACUGUGUCACGCAGUGCAGUUGAAGGCUCUUAAUGUCAUGUUAAUUGGUACAUCCCCACUUUAGAAGCAACAUUCACACCAUGAAGGGGCAUGGGCUGACAUGAUCAGCGGCAUCAAGCACUUUCUAUUCAGCACUCCCACUUAAUAUUCAUCACAUUCUCGUUUGACUUUUUAUUUCCCUUCACUGUUGAAUGUCUUUUGGAAGUCAAAUGCCACUUCUGAGAUGAGAAUGCUAUUAGCUCAGUAGGGAUGUUGUUGACUGUUAAUGAAUAAAGGGAUGAAUUGAAGCUCACCGCAGGCAUGUAGGACAAGGGCUGCGUUUUCAGGACUGCUGUUUGUUUUGUCCCCAUCACUCUCAUGCAGAAAAGGCUCCUCAGCAGCCCUCAAUCAGGGAGCUGGAGGUGGCCCAGCUCAGGCAGACAUGAUCUCAAGAUGCACUGUGGGGCAAUAUAUGAGUGCUUUAUAUGUCAGAACCCUAAGGACAAAAAUGUUCAAGCAUAAUGUUUUUUUGAUUCAGCCUUUUUGGAAUUUCCAUUAGACCUCUUUUUUUCCCCAUCAAUCACUAGCCAGAGUUCUAUUCACGCUUGCUUAGCAACAAAUCACAAGAUAUCACUGUGCAAGUAAUAAAAAGACACAGGAGUAUGUAUCACUGUGGUCCUGUGUAGCAAGACAAUGAUGUUGUGCUUUUGCAGACACUGCUUAUUGUGAAAUAGCCCCACUCACUGUUCUGAGCACUUUAAAGCAGUCUAACGACUAAACCACCUGAAACCAGAAGCCAUUUUGCACACCUCAAGUGAGAUCAAACUGUAGAAUCUGUCAGUAUGUGUUGUCCUAUGUGCUUUUUUAUGUCUGCACAUAUAUAUUGAAAAUGAAAAUUAUGUAUUUUUAUCUGCUGUCUAGCAAAUAACCUAAGAUCAAUGCCAAAUUUAUUCUCAUAUUCCCCCCUCCCCAUACAUUAGUAGGGGAUUUCUUAAGCGGUUUUAUUAAAUUGUAUUAGAUUUACUCUGUGUGCCUCACUUCAAUGUUCAGAAUGAAAUGCCAUUAUUUAAUAUGCUUACUCUGAAAGAAACUGUUUACUUCAUGUCUUUAAGCAGGCAAUAAAUCAUUGUUUUGUCAUUGAGGAGUGGGGGCAAAUGCAACAGUUGCUUUAAGAUUACCCCCACAUCCAUCCAAAAGUGUAAUAUUCUGAGAAAGUCUUAAAUUGUAUUGAAAUUAUACUCCUAUAACAUGCUGGUGUCAGGCAAUCUAUGUUUUAGAUUCUAUGUAUUCAUCAACUCAUGGUCUGAAUUGAAUUGUUCUUUUUAUUAGGGGUGUGUCACCUCUAGCGCAUCCACUUCACACAGAGCACUUCUUGUCUGGGUCCUCUGUAUCUUUGUGAAAUGAUGAUUGAAUGAUUGUUAGCCACCAGUACUGUAAAUGUUAGCAUCUUGCCCAAUUGUAGCAUGCACGAUUUGGCUAACUCUGUGUAUGUGUGCACACAAUCAUUAAUAAAGAUGGCUAUUUCCAUAUAAA
Molecule: messenger RNA, 3628 nt
Organism: Sardina pilchardus (European sardine)
Lineage: Eukaryota; Metazoa; Chordata; Actinopteri; Clupeiformes; Clupeidae
Gene: spryd3
Product: SPRY domain containing 3
Exons: 11
Coding region: 170-1423 (417 amino acids)
Molecular function (GO): protein binding
Source: RefSeq, a predicted model, not a curated record